Bufo bufo (common toad) is the source of this 2615-nucleotide messenger RNA. RefSeq names its product zinc finger protein 585A-like. Gene Ontology annotation, molecular function: DNA-binding transcription repressor activity, RNA polymerase II-specific. Gene Ontology annotation, biological process: negative regulation of transcription by RNA polymerase II. The transcript has 4 exons. NCBI's taxonomy places the organism in Eukaryota, Metazoa, Chordata, Amphibia, Anura, Bufonidae. The record is from RefSeq and is a predicted model, not a curated record. The annotation marks the transcript as partial.
AGAAGAUUCUAUUACUCACCCACAAGAUGAUGGAGCUGCUGACUGGAGAGGUUCCUAUAAGGUGUCAGGACGUCACUGUCCAUUUCUCCAUGGAGGAGUGGGAGUAUCUAGAAGGACACCAGGAUCUGUACAUGGAGGCCAUGAUGGAGGAGCACCAGCCUCUUAUAUCACAAGAAAAUCCCAGUGAAAAUGUCAUGUUACCACUAGAUGAAAAUAUCAUGCAGCGCUCUUCAGGACAAAACCUCAUUACCCUUAAUGUACAUCCAGGACUUCACAGCACAGCUCUAUCAUAUAAUCCUCCUAAUUAUGAGGAACCUUCUCCUGACCAAUUGCAGAUUGUUACCGCAAAUACAAGUCAGAAAAGGAUUAAAAGGUUUCAUUGUGGUAAAGAAUCCACAAACAGCUCAGGACUUUCUACACACAAACGUCAUAAAGGAGAGAAAAUGUAUUCUUGUUCAGAAUGUGGGAAAUGUUUUAGACAGAAAUCAAAUCUUGUUACACAUAAGAGAAGUCAUAGAGGAGAGAAAGCAUAUUCAUGUUCAAAAUGUGGGAAAUGUUUUAUACAGAAAUCUAAUCUUGUGAAACAUGAAAGACGUCAUACAGGAAAGAAGCCGUAUUCAUGUUCAGAAUGUGGGAAACGUUUUAGACAGAAAUCAAAUCUUGUUACACAUAAGAGAAGUCAUAGAGGAGAGAAAGCAUAUUCAUGUUCAAAAUGUGGGAAAUGUUUUAUACAGAAAUCUAAUCUUGUGAAACAUGAAAGACGUCAUACAGGAAAGAAGCCGUAUUCAUGUUCAGAAUGUGGGAAAUGUUUCAAACGGAAAUCAAAUCUUGCUACACAUGAGAGAAUUCACACUGGGGAAAAGCAGUAUUCAUGUUCAGAAUGUGGGAAAUGUGUUACAGAGAAAUCAAAUCUUGUUACACUUAAGAGAAGUAACACAGGAGAGAAGAUGCAUUCAUGUCUGGAAUGUGGGAAAUGUUUUAGACACAAAUCACAUCUUGUUACACAUCAGAGAAUUCACACUGGGGAAAAGCCGUAUUCAUGUUCAGAAUGUGGGAAAGGUUUUUCAGAUAAAUCACAUCUUGUUAAACAUCUGAGAAAUCACGUAGGAGAGGAGCCAUAUUCAUGUUCAGAAUGUGGGAAAUGUUUUAGACAAAAAUCUGAUCUUGUUCGACAUCAGAGAUGUCACACAGGAGAGAAACCAUAUUCAUGUUCAGAAUGUGGGAAAUGUUUUACAAAGAAAUUAAAUCUUGUUAAACAUGAGAGAAGUCACAUAGGAGAGAAGCCGUAUUCAUGUUCAGAAUGUGGGAAACGUUUCAAAAGGAAAUCAAAUCUUGUGAAACAUGAAAGACGUCAUACAGGAAAGAAGCCGUAUUCAUGUUCAGAAUGUGGGAAAUGUUUCAAAAGGAAAUCAAAUCUUGCUACACAUGAGAGAAUUCACACUGGGGAAAAGCAGUAUUCAUGUUCAGAAUGUGGGAAAUGUUUUACAGAGAAAUCAAAUCUUGUUACACUUAAGAGAAGUAACACAGGAAAGAAGAUGCAUUCAUGUCCGGAAUGUGGGAAAUGUUUUAGACACAAAUCACAUCUUGUUACACAUCAGAGAAUUCAUACUGGGGAAAAGCCGUAUUCAUGUUCAGAAUGUGGGAAACGUUUUUCAGAUGAAUCACAUCUUGUUAAACAUCAGAAAAAUCACACAGGAGAGAAGCCAUAUUCAUGUUCAGAAUGUGGGAAAUGUUUUACAAAGAAAUUAAAUCUUGUUAAACAUGAGAGAAGUCACAUAGGAGAGAAGCCGUAUUCAUGUUCAGAAUGUGGGAAACGUUUUAGACAGAAAUCAAAUCUUGUUACACAUAAGAGAAGUCAUAGAGGAGAGAAAGCCUAUUCAUGUUCAAAAUGUGGGAAAUGUUUUACACAGAAAUCUAAUCUUGUUAAACAUGAAAGACGUCAUACAGGAGAGAAGCCGUAUUCAUGUUCAGAAUGUGGGAAAUGUUUCAAACGGAAAUCAAAUCCUGCUGCACAUGAGAGAAUUCACACUGGGGAAAAGCCGUAUUCAUGUUCAGAAUGUGGGAAAUGUUUUUCAGAUAAAUCACAUCUUGUUAAACAUCUGAGAAAUCACAUAGGAGAGAAGCCAUAUUCAUGUUCAGAAUGUGGGAAAUGUUUUAGACAAAAAUCAGAUCUUGUUCAACAUCAGAGAUGUCACACAGGAGAGAAAACAUAUUCAUGUUCAGAAUGUGGGAAAUGUUUUACAAAAAAAUUAAAUCUUGUUAAACAUGAGAGAAGUCACAUAGGAGAGAAGCCGUAUUCAUGUUCAGAAUGUUGGAAACGUUUUAGACAGAAAUCAAAUCUUGUUAUACAUAAGAGAAAUCAUAGAGGAGAGAAAGCAUAUUCAUGUUCAAAAUGUGGGAAAUGUUUUACACAGAAAUCUAAUCUUGUUAAACAUGAAAGAUGUCAUACAGGAGAGAAGCCGUAUUCAUGUUCAGAAUGUGGGAAAUGUUUCAAACGGAAAUCAAAUCCUGCUGCACAUGAGAGAAUUCACACUGGGGAAAAGCAGUAUUCAUGUUCAGAAUGUGGGAAAUGUUUUACAGAGAAAUCAAAUCUUGUUACACAUAAGAGAAGUCAC